Caenorhabditis sp. 36 PRJEB53466 is the source of this 527-nucleotide messenger RNA. Lineage: Eukaryota; Metazoa; Nematoda; Chromadorea; Rhabditida; Rhabditidae. The record is from the annotation of a GenBank genome assembly.
AUGUCGGGGAGAAUUGGAAAAGAAGCGAAAGGUAAGUGAAUAGAAAACUAGCUGCUCAACGCCGAAUUUCCUUCGGUAAAGAUCGUACAAGAGAGGCUCUUGUCGUACAGUGUGAGGACUAUCAGCCGCCCUUUUCUUUUGAAUGUGAGUUUUCAGUAGUUUCCGUAAAGAAGCAAAAUUGACGUUUUCUCAACGUUUCUCAACGUUAAACGUUUUCUGUAAAUCGCUUUGAAUCAGAGUGACAGGAUUCUAAAGCAUUGAUCAAGGGAGGAAGUGAGAAAUAGCCCCCAUCGACAAGUAGAAAAGACAAUCUUUCAGACAAACUCGGCCCGACCAAAGAAAGCCGAGCACUGGACAGCUUCCCCAACCUACCCCGCCGACAUCUUCUGAAGAUUCUGCUUGAAUGUCCUUUUAAUCGAGAUCUGUUCUCUAUCUGUGCCCAUAAAAGCAGGCAGAUGAAUGAGGACUUGUUCCUUUUCAACACUUUUCCCAGUUUACAUGUGCUACAAUGCGAAGGACACCCGUAA